Cornus florida is the source of this 2316-nucleotide messenger RNA. RefSeq lists its product as uncharacterized. The coding region runs from base 1314 to 2027 and encodes 237 amino acids. The transcript is spliced from 2 exons. The record is from RefSeq and is a predicted model, not a curated record. NCBI's taxonomy places the organism in Eukaryota, Viridiplantae, Streptophyta, Magnoliopsida, Cornales, Cornaceae.
AGUUGGGAUCAACUCCAAGAGUCCCAACAUGUCAUAUAAUAUAAUAGCGCUUUUGAUUGUGAAAUAUGUAUAGGUACUGUUUCUGUCUGCAUAUACGUGUAUUUAAAUGUUUUUAUGCACGUGUAUUCUUCAAGUUUCAUCUGUAUAUACGUGUUGUAUGGACGCAUGAAAAAUCACGUUAUUGGCCCAGUUACAAAAAUCCUAUUUUCCUGUCCCAAGUCAUUCUUGAGCCAAGUCUUCAGUUUAAUUUGUCAUUUAAUAAUUAAGUUUCGAUAUAUAUAUAUAUGUAUGUAUAUAAGUUAAGUAAGGGCUUAACGUGCUAUUAAUGUGCUAUAUCUCACCUCAUCCCGAAUGGUAUCAGAGCCUAAAAGAUCUAUAGGAAUAUAUAAGUUUAUCCAAAAAAUUUAAAUAUUUAACUUACUAUUUGGUUUUUAACUUUACCACUAGGAUUUGGUUCUCGACAGUUCUAAAAGCUAUUGUCUUGAAGUCUAGGAAUAUAUAAAGAUUUAGUUUUAAGUUAUAAAACUAUAUAUAUAUAUAUAUACACAUACAAACUGAAGCCUUGCCUAGUUGCCAAGAAUUGUGUUUGGAUUGUCACUGUAAUAGGUUUUGUGGGUUCGGUAUCUAUGGAGAAAAUAAAGUUUUAAAUGAAAAAAGGCAGCCACAAAGGUUAGCUCGAAGCUUCUCAUUGGUGCAAAAGCCAACAAAGUCCUCCUUGCAGAAGCUGGAAAAGACUUUGAUGAUUUCCUCUUCAACCUACUUUCUUUGCCAUUUGGAACCGUUGUCAGGCUCCUUGCUAACGAAACCAUGAUUGGCUGCAUUGGAAGCCUGUACCAAAGUAUUGAAAACCUGUACCAAAGUAUUGAAAACCUGAAUGAAGCUUACAUGCAGCCCAACCAACGCAAGGACUUGAUCUUGAAACCCAAUGGACCAACUCCUAUGGCUAAUGUUCCGCUUUUGUUGCCCAACUAUUGUGUACCCUCAGCGGCUAGAUAAGUUCUUUUGGUUGAGAUUCCAUCUAUCUUGAUGAAUAUGAUCAAUCUUCAUACCUCAUUUCUUAUUUCUUAUGGAAAGUUGAAGGUGCAUUAUAAUUUAAGCACUGCUAUUUGUUUUGUCAGGCAACUGUCGCAACACUCCGGCCUCCUUGUAGGGCAGACCACUCAUGAUGGGACCGGAAAUGGGGUUGUGAGUGUUGUGACAGUCGCCUGAAGUUUUCAAGUUACAUCUAAUUGUCAAUGUGAAAGUUCUCAAUCUUAAGCACCUACUCAUAAGUAGAUUGGCUUGGGACACUUUUGUUCUAAACAGUUACAGCCAUGGCAGCAGGGAAAAAGGUCAGCUUGAAGCUUCUCAUUGAUCCUAAAGCCGGCAAAGUCCUUUUUGCAGAAGCUGGGAAAGACUUUGUCGAUUUUCUCUUCAACCUACUCUCUCUGCCGGUUGGUACCGUUGUCAGGCUUCUCACUAGUGACACCAUGGUUGGUUGCAUUGGAAAUCUAUACCAAAGUGUUCAAAACCUGAAUGAAGGUUACAUGCAGCCUAACCAAAAUAAGGACUUGCUCCUCAAACCCACUGCACCAACUUCGGUACCUAAUGUUCCUCUCCUGUUGCCUCGUGAUUGUGUAUCCUCAGCAGCCGGAAAGUUCUACAAUUGUGGAGGAGGUCACUCGUACAUGACGAACAAAGCAGGGACAAGGUGUCCCUCAAGUAAACAUGGCAUGUCAACAGAAAUACCAUUUGUUGCUCCAGCUAAUGAGGAGGUGACUUCAACUGGUGAGGGUGGUUAUGUUAAGGGCUUAGUUACCUACAUGGUGAGCGAUGAUUUGUCUGUGACGCCAAUGUCUAUGAUAUCUGGCGUUUCCUUGCUGAACAAGUGCAAUGUUAUGAAAAUGGAUGAGCUUGAAGAGAAGGUGGUUGAGUUUGGCAUGGAUGAGGCUUUGGAUUUGUUGAAGGGUUCUUUACAGUCAAAGGCUGCGCUCACUUAUGUCUUCCUUGGGAACAAGGGGGUCAAGGAUACUGGUGGAGCUAAUUGAUGCAAAGCUGAUAUGGAGUUUUUUUUGGUUUUUUAGGCUUUUGGAGGUAGUUUAAACAGAGAUCAAGUCAAGUUGAUUUUAUUUUUCUGGGCUGUAUCUAUGUUUUUUUGGCUGUAUAGUUUACACAGCAAGAGAUGUUCAUACUCUCUUUCAGUUGAGACGAUAAAAAUAUUAAACAAUUUCUCCUUCGCAAGUGAUAUAUUAGGCUCGACACAAGAGUUUCAUUUCUUCACCUUAUGGGUGUAGAUUGAUGGAAUAUAUGAAUUUAUCAAAGUUUUGAUUUGAUUUA